GUGUGUGAUGCGGCGGCUGCGCUGUGGUAGCCAGGAGUCAUUGCUAAGCGCCGGCUGUGUGUCGUCUCUGGAGCUCAGGAUGGACCAAUCAGUGAUCAUCAAACCAGUUCACUCCUCCCUGCUGGGACAGGACUACUGCUUUGAGGUAACGACAUCGACUGGAACAAAGUGUUUCUCCUGUCGGUCGGCAGCAGAGAGAGAUAAAUGGAUGGAGAACCUGAGGAGAGCGGUUCAUCCCAACAAAGACAACAGCAGGAGGCUGGAGAACGUUCUGACGGUGUGGGUGAUCGAAGCCAAAGACCUGCCCGCCAAGAAAAGGUAUUUCUGCGAGCUGUGUCUGGACGACAGUCUUUAUGCUCGGACGUCGUGUAAACUGAAGACUGACAACAUAUUUUGGGGCGAGCGUUUCGACUUCAGCAGUCUGCCAUCCAUCAGCGCCGUCACUCUUCACCUCUACAAAGACACCGACAGGAAGAGGAAGAAAGACAAGAGCAGCUACGUAGGAUUGGUCAACAUCCCCGUUGCCACAGUGACCGGCAGACAGCUGGUGGAGAAGUGGUAUGCAGUGAGCACGCCCAGUACCAGCAGAGGAAAGUCGUCUGUGCCGACGGUGCGAAUCAAAGCUCGCUAUCAGAGCAUCGUCAUACUGCCGAUGGAGCAGUACAAAGAGUUUGCCGAGUACAUCAGUUCCAACUACCUGCUGCUGUGUAACACUCUGGAGGCCUCCAUCAGCCUGAGAGCUAAAGAGGAGCUGGCUGCUGCUCUCGUCCACAUCCUGCACAGCACCGGCAAGGCCAAGGACUUCCUGACGGACCUGAUGAUGUCGGAGGUGGACCGUUGCCGUGACAACGACCAGCUGAUCUUCAGAGAAAACACGCUGGCAACAAAGAGUAUAGAGGAAUACCUGAAGCUGAUUGGACAAAAGUACCUGCAGGACGCCCUCG
This is a messenger RNA of Morone saxatilis (striped sea-bass), 944 nucleotides long. RefSeq names its product disabled homolog 2-interacting protein-like. NCBI's taxonomy places the organism in Eukaryota, Metazoa, Chordata, Actinopteri, Moronidae. The record is from RefSeq and is a predicted model, not a curated record. Gene Ontology annotation, biological process: regulation of GTPase activity.